This is a messenger RNA of Clunio marinus, 357 nucleotides long. The record is from the annotation of a GenBank genome assembly. Lineage: Eukaryota; Metazoa; Arthropoda; Insecta; Diptera; Chironomidae.
AUGGAUUUUUCUUCAAUGUUGCUAAAAAACAGGAAAGAAACUUAUCUCAAGUCAUAUAUGGAUUACUCUCGGCAUCUACACUUUGACAUUCACACCAAUUUGACGGAUAAUCUCACCAUCUCAUCCUUUUCUCUUCUUCAUCUUUCACCCGUCAAUCAAUCAAGUCACCAAUCUCAUGCUCAAUUACUUCUCCCACCACCACAACCACCACUCAAGAAAUUAUGUCUAAUUACCUCAUCAACAAGUGUUAAAAUCCAUCAAUUAUUUUUGGGACGCUCGCUGUUAACUUCGAACGAUAACGAGUGCGAAGCGUUCUUUCUGAAGCAACAUGGAGCUGUUAUCACCCGAAGGGAUUAA